AUGGACCCCAACUGCGCCUGCUCCAACCGUGGCUCCUGCACCUGCAAAGCCUGCAGAUGCACCUCCUGCAAGAAGAGCUGCUGCUCCUGCUGCCCUGCAGGCUGUGCCCAGUGCGCCCAGGGCUGUGUCUGUAAUGGAGCAUCAGAAAAGUGCAGCUGCUGUGCCUGAUGUCCAGGAGAGCCUUCCCCAGAUGUAAAUGGAGAAUUGUGGGCAAACCUGCAUUUUUAUACAACACUGACUUGAUUGCUACACACCCUUUCCUAUGAAAUAUGUGAAUGGUAAUAAAAGUUC
This is a messenger RNA of Hippopotamus amphibius kiboko, 291 nucleotides long. RefSeq names its product metallothionein-1C-like. The record is from RefSeq and is a predicted model, not a curated record. The transcript has 3 exons. Gene Ontology annotation, molecular function: metal ion binding. NCBI's taxonomy places the organism in Eukaryota, Metazoa, Chordata, Mammalia, Artiodactyla, Hippopotamidae. Bases 1 to 168 code for a protein of 55 amino acids.